Cololabis saira (Pacific saury) is the source of this 1822-nucleotide messenger RNA. Its product is annotated as sorting and assembly machinery component 50 homolog A-like. The record is from RefSeq and is a predicted model, not a curated record. NCBI's taxonomy places the organism in Eukaryota, Metazoa, Chordata, Actinopteri, Beloniformes, Belonidae. Gene Ontology annotation, cellular component: outer membrane; SAM complex. Gene Ontology annotation, biological process: mitochondrial respiratory chain complex assembly; protein insertion into mitochondrial outer membrane.
AGUGACGUCAGCGCCUCCUUACACGGAGCCUCCUGGUGGCGUGUGUCCGGUGACCUCUCUGGAAUAGGUUAAGGAGCUUCUUCCCCCGACGUCUCCAGGUUUCUGCAGAACUCCGGAGGAGUUAGCUCAGCAUGGGCACCGUCCACGCCAGGAGCCUGGACCCGCUGCCCAUGCGGGGCCCGGAGCUCGGGGUCCAGGCCGACGACAUGGAGAACCCGGACCUGGAGCCCAAGCAGGAGAUCCUGGAGAACAAAGACGUGGUGGUCCAGCAGGUCCACGUGGACGGGCUGGGCAGAACCAAGGAGGACCUGCUGACGUACGAGAUCGCAGAAGUGUUCCGGGCCCGGAACCUGAUCGACGUGAUGCGGCGGGCCCACGAGGCGCGGCAGAAGCUGCUGCGGCUCGGCAUCUUCAGGAAGGUGGAGGUCGUGAUCGACACCUCGCGAGGUGAGGACGCGCUCCCCAACGGCCUGGACGUGACGUUCGAGGUGACGGAGCUGCGGCGCCUGACGGGCAGUUACAACACCAUGGUCGGAAACAACGAGGGCAGCAUGGUUCUGGGCCUGAAACUGCCCAACGUCCUGGGCCGGGCGGAGAAGAUGACGUUCCAGUUCUCCUACGGAACCAAGGAGACGUCGUACGGCCUGUCCUUCUUCAAGCCCCAGCCGGGACACUACGAACGCAACGUCUCUCUGAACGUCUACAAGGUGACGGGUCAGUUUCCCUGGAUCCUGAGGGAGACGGACCGGGGCGUCUCUGCAGAACUCAGCUUCCCCGUGUGGAAGACCAGCCAGACCCUGAAGUGGGAGGCCGUGUGGAGGGAGCUGGGCUGUCUGGCCAACACGGCGUCCUUCGCCGUCCGGGAGGAGAGCGGCCACUCCCUCAAGUCCUCGCUCUCGCACGCCAUGGUGGUGGACACCAGGAACUCCUCCAUCCUGCCCCGGAGAGGCGGCCUGCUGAAGAUCCACCAGGAGCUGGCCGGCUACACCGGAGGAGACGCCAGUUUCCUGAAGGAGGACUUCGAGGUCCAGAUCAACAGAACCCUCCUCUGGGACUCGGUCCUCUCUGCCUCCCUGUGGGGCGGUCUGCUGCUUCCCAUCGGGGACCAGCCCACCUGCAUCGCCGACAGGUUCUACCUCGGGGGGCCCACCAGCAUCAGGGGCUUCAGCAUGUACAGCAUGGGCCCCCAGACGGACGGAGACUACCUGGGGGGCGAGGCCUACUGGGCCGGGGGUCUGCACCUCUACACCCCCCUGCCCUUCAGGCCCGGCAGGGGCGGCUUCGGAGAACUGUUCCGGACUCACUUCUUCCUCAACGCUGGAAACCUCUGCAACCUCAACUACGGUGAGGGGCCCCGGGGCCACCUGAGCAGACUGGCCCAGAGCCUCCGCUGGUCCUACGGGCUGGGGCUGGUGCUGCGUCUGGGAAACAUCGCCCGGCUGGAGCUCAACUACUGCAUCCCCAUGGGAGUCCAGAGUGGAGACAGGAUUUGUGACGGGGUCCAGUUCGGCGCCGGGAUCCGGUUCCUGUGAAACUUCACUCCUUCAUCUCAUCCGUGUUACUAGAAGAGGACGUUUGUACAGAAAUGUUGUUGAGUCGAGUUACUUUAAUAAAGAUGUUUCAGCUCCGACCCCUCAGGCCGACUCAGCGCUUUAUCUGAGUCUGCACCGACGAAAGCAAAGAUACGACGUCUAACUGUGUAAAAUGAUCUGUAAGUGAUUUGUGUUGGUUUAUCAGAAACCUGUUUCUUCUCGGACAAAGUCAGACUUUUUCUCUGAAACUAUUUACUUUUUGAAGAAAUAAAUGAAUAAUCCGAACUGUU